UCGCUAGGGUGGCGUUAGGGCCGGCGCGGCCGCUCGGUGGCUGCAACUGCUCGGCUCCCGGCUCCCCGCCCCCUGCCCCCCGCCCCGCGGCCGCCCGUCGCUGCGCACAGGGCUGCAUGGUUGCACAGGGCAGCGUGGCUCCAGGAUGUUAGGGGCUGUGAAGAUGGAAGGGCAUGAGAGCAACGACUGGAACAGCUACUACGCGGACACGCAGGAGGCCUACUCCUCCGUCCCGGUCAGCAACAUGAACUCGGGCCUGGGCUCCAUGAACUCCAUGAACACCUACAUGACCAUGAACACCAUGACCACGAGUGGCAACAUGACCCCGGCUUCGUUUAACAUGUCCUACGCGAACCCGGGCCUGGGUGCAGGCCUGAGCCCCGGCGCCGUGGCGGGCAUGCCGGGCGGCUCGGCGGGCGCCAUGAACAGCAUGACGGCGGCCGGCGUGACGGCCAUGGGGACGACGCUGAGCCCGAGCGGCAUGGGCGCCAUGGGCGCGCAGCCGGCGGCCUCCAUGAACGGCCUGGGUCCCUAUGCGGCCGCCAUGAACCCGUGCAUGAGCCCCAUGGCGUACGCGCCGUCCAACCUGGGCCGCAGCCGGGCAGGUGGCGGCGCGGACGCCAAGACUUUCAAGCGCAGUUACCCACAUGCCAAGCCGCCCUACUCGUACAUCUCCCUCAUCACCAUGGCCAUCCAGCAGGCGCCCAGCAAGAUGCUGACCCUGAGCGAGAUCUACCAGUGGAUCAUGGAUCUCUUCCCCUAUUACCGGCAGAACCAGCAGCGCUGGCAGAACUCCAUCCGCCACUCGCUCUCCUUCAAUGACUGCUUCGUCAAGGUGGCGCGCUCCCCGGACAAGCCCGGCAAGGGCUCCUACUGGACGCUGCACCCGGACUCCGGCAACAUGUUCGAGAAUGGCUGUUACUUGCGCCGCCAGAAGCGCUUCAAGUGCGAGAAGCAGCCGGGGGCCGGCGGUGGGGGCGGGGCCGGGGGCGCCAAAGGUGGCCCUGAGAGCCGCAAAGACCCCUCGAGCGCCAACCCGGGUGCCGACUCGCCCCUUCAUCGGGGUGUGCACGGUAAGGCCGGCCAGCUAGAGGGCGCGCCGGCCCCCGGGCCCGCGGCCAGCCCCCAGACUCUGGACCACAGCGGGGCGACGGCGACAGGGGGCGCCUCGGAGCUGAAGACUCCGGCCUCCUCGGCUGCGCCCCCGAUCAGCUCCGGGCCUGGGACGCUGGUAUCUGUGCCCCCCUCCCAUCCGGCGCACGGCCUGGCACCCCACGAGUCCCAGCUGCACCUGAAAGGGGACCCCCACUACUCCUUCAACCAUCCCUUCUCCAUCAACAACCUCAUGUCCUCCUCGGAGCAGCAGCACAAGCUGGACUUCAAGGCAUACGAGCAGGCGCUACAGUACUCGCCCUAUGGCGCCGCGUUGCCCGCCAGCCUGCCGCUUGGCAGCGCCUCGGUGGCCACCAGGAGCCCCAUCGAGCCCUCCGCCCUGGAGCCGGCCUACUACCAAGGUGUGUAUUCCAGACCCGUCCUAAACACUUCCUAGCUCCACGGGACUGGGGGUUUGUCUGGCAUGGCCUUGUUGGUAGCAAGAGAGAGAAAAAAAAAAAUCAACAGCAAACAAAACCACACAUACCAAGCCAACAACAGCAUAAUAAAAUCCCAGCUAUUUUUAUUUACUUUUUUUUUUUUUUGGUGCACAAUCUUUCCCCCAGUGCAAAAGACUGUUACUUUGUUAUUGUACUCAAAAGCCUCGUGUAUAUUAUUACAAAGAAAACCAAUCCCAAACCAACAAAUUUUUUUUUUCUGCAAAGUUUAAUGAUUCACAAGUGUAUAUAUAAAAUCCUAGUUUCUUGUCCCUAGCCCUUUCUUCUCUCUUUCCUCUCCAGACACAUUUUGUCCACACAGGGUUUAUUUAAAAAAAAAAAAAGGAGAGAGAUGGUCAAGCUUGUAAAAUGUUUGUGCUCACCCCCCUCCCCUCCCCCGACCCUCCUCCCACGAGUUUACAGGUCUAUGGCAAUACUCUUAACCUUAAGAACUCAAAGGGUGAAGAAGCAAGUAGACAUUCGAAAGUAUUUAAGGACAAUACUGCUCUUAUGCAGCAAAACAGAAGCAAAUUAUAAACAUCAGAGCCAUUUGUUUUUCAGCUUUCAUUUCAGAUACGUUCAGAUAGCAGCUGUCUUAAAAUGAUAUGCAUAUACACUAUGUACGAACUUCUUGUUUAUGACAUGCUCAGAAUUGUAGACAUCCUCCUUGUAUUUUCAUAACGUAUACAAGUGAUAGCUAGGUGAUAUAUGCUGUAUUUUCAAGAGUUGCCUGACCAAGAAGUUACAAAGACACCCCCACUUUGUUCUCUCCACCCACACAGAGCUCCAGGAGUCCAUUCCUGAAGAACUACCCUCCUCAAUAACUCUGCUCCUUGCUUUGCAGAGGGCCAUGGUCAUGUCAUUCAGAGGUCACAUAACAUGUAUAAAAUUAGCUUCUAUGUAUCUAUAACAUUUGAAGAAAUGUUUUUUCAAGAAAAAAAAAGGGAACAUUACAAUGUUGGAGGAGUGAGAAGUUACAGGGAGGCGCAUUUCAAAUUUGGGUCCAAGAUUCCAAAAUCCAAUUGAUUGUGACCAUUUUAAUUAUUGCCAUCGUGUGCUUGUUUCAUUCAGUGUUAAUGCACUUUUCACAGUUGGACAUGGUGUUAGUAUAGCCAGACGGGUUUCAUUAUUAUUCCUCUUUGCUUUCUCAAUGUUAAUUUAUUGCAUGGUUUAUCCUUUUUUUUUUCCUUUACAGCUGAAAUUGCU
Talpa occidentalis (Iberian mole) is the source of this 2795-nucleotide messenger RNA. RefSeq names its product forkhead box A1 (gene FOXA1). The coding region runs from base 146 to 1549 and encodes 467 amino acids. Gene Ontology annotation, biological process: anatomical structure morphogenesis; regulation of transcription by RNA polymerase II; cell differentiation. Lineage: Eukaryota; Metazoa; Chordata; Mammalia; Eulipotyphla; Talpidae. The record is from RefSeq and is a predicted model, not a curated record. The transcript has 2 exons. Gene Ontology annotation, molecular function: protein domain specific binding; DNA-binding transcription factor activity, RNA polymerase II-specific; RNA polymerase II cis-regulatory region sequence-specific DNA binding.